AUGAGCAGUUCUGGAAAGCACAGGCCGGCUGCGUGUAGGAGAUGCAAAGAUCGGCAUUUGCGAUGCGACGGAGGCAACCCCUGUAAAAACUGCAGACAGGCCAGCUCAAAGUGUGACCGUAGCGCCAAGAGCUUCAAAUUUCGACACGAGCCAAUACCGAAGCGCAGGUUCCAUUUCUCGUCGGAUCAGAAAUGGGUUGGCCUGCCUCGGAAAGGUCGACUCCACUACGUCCAUGUGAAUCCGGACGGUCGUCAGGAAAGCGACGACGACGACGAAGAUGAUGACGCCGAAGAGAGCCAGCCUGAUGCCGCCGGCUCUAAUACUUCUCCAUCACCCAGCUCCAUGAUAUGGAGAAAGGGCCAGAAACCACAUUCACUUCCAGCAUCUACCUCCGUGAACACUAGCCAUGACCGCCAUGAAGAAGGACUUGGGCAGAGCCAUCGAGACUCGAGACACUAUAGCGUUUCCAGUUUCAAUGCAGUCGCGGGCUCCAAUGAAACUUCUCCACAGUCAGCGUCUUACUAUGCCCACACUUCUGCAUAUGACUGCUUGUCUCAACCUUCCGACCAACCCCUGAAUGCUUUCCCGACACAGCGAGACCAUUACCGUCUGGGGCCUUUGAAAGGCGUUCCCCAAACCUUCUCGGACGCCUCCUACACCAGUGACCUGCAGGAAGCAUGCUUGAUACGCUACUUUGUGGAGAGACUAGCUCACUGGUUCGACUCAACGGACCGGGACCGACAUUUCGCCCUGACAGUCCCCGGCCGAGCCAUGUUCUGCCCAGUACUUCGAUACGCCCUCUUGACAGCAUCCGCCGGCCACAUGCGACAAGCCCUAAAAUGCCGCAACAACAGCAACGGCACCGUCAUCUUCGACGGCAUCCCGUUGCCAGGUCUCAGCGAAGACUCAGCGAUCCGGUACCACAACAUCUGCAUCUCCUACCUGAUCGAGAUCUCCAAAGACCCCAACGAAGACUACAACGAAGACGUGCUAACCGCAGCGACGAUCCUGCGCUUCUACGAGCAACUAGACGCCCCCUCAAUCGGCACCGACACCGAAGCGUACCUGAAAGCGGUGCAGUUCAUCGUACACACGCAAAACAACGACUCGUUCUACGCGGCGCAAACCAUCCACGGCCCAACACACGACACCAACAUCCACUCGUCGCCGGCGAUCUCGCUGCGCCACGCAGCCUGCCUGAUCGCGCUGCGACAAGAGAUCUGGAGCGCAUUCCUGCACCAACGGCCCGUGCGGCUGCCCAUCUCCCCGCAGAACGACUACGACGCCUUCCCGACCACCUGCGACUUCAUCUGGGCCAACCGCAUCCUCGUCUGGUGCGCCGACCUCCUCAACUUCACCUUCGACAGCCACACCAACACCAAGUACCCGACGCAGGCAUCGCGUCUCGCGAAAUGGAACUCCCUGAAAGCCUUCGAGACACACUGGAACACCCACAAGCCCCUCUCCUACAAACCGGUCUACUAUGCUGCCCCUGAGCCGGAGAAGGCGUCUUAUUUCCCGACUAUCUGGCUCAUGAAUGAUAGCCAGGUGGUGGCUGAGCAGCAUAUGGAGCUGGGCCGGAUUCUGCUCGCUGUGUCGAAUCCCGGGAUGCAGCGGCUGGGGGCCGGGGCUGGGGCGCUGAACCGGGGCCUGGAGGCGGAGUUGAGGGCUAUUACGAGGAGGGUUAUUGGGUUGGGGUUGGGGAAUCGGGCGGGACCCCCGGCGUUGGUGACGAGUGCGGUUGGGAUCUCGAUUUGUGGGGAGUAUUUUGAUGAUCCUGGGGAGAGGGAGGCGUUGGUGAGGUUUUUGGUGGACUUGGAGUUUGAGUAUGCGUGGCCUACUAGUGCGAUAGUGGCGGCGUUGAGAAGUGCUUGGGCGGCGUAG
Messenger RNA from Aspergillus pseudonomiae, 1884 nucleotides. RefSeq names its product Zn(II)2Cys6 transcription factor domain-containing protein. Gene Ontology annotation, molecular function: transcription cis-regulatory region binding; zinc ion binding; DNA-binding transcription factor activity, RNA polymerase II-specific. Lineage: Eukaryota; Fungi; Ascomycota; Eurotiomycetes; Eurotiales; Aspergillaceae. The transcript has 6 exons. Gene Ontology annotation, biological process: positive regulation of transcription by RNA polymerase II. The record is from RefSeq and is a predicted model, not a curated record. Gene Ontology annotation, cellular component: nucleus. Bases 1 to 1884 code for a protein of 627 amino acids.